This is a messenger RNA of Rhagoletis zephyria (snowberry fruit fly), 809 nucleotides long. Its product is annotated as UPF0729 protein GD16342-like. Lineage: Eukaryota; Metazoa; Arthropoda; Insecta; Diptera; Tephritidae. The record is from RefSeq and is a predicted model, not a curated record.
UUUGUUUGUUUUGAUCACUGCUAUUAAAAUUUUUACGUGUUCUAUUGCUUCUGAAGGACGAAAAUUCUAAAUAGUUUGGGAAUUUUAUCUUCAUUUAAACAGAGAAAAAUUGCUCCAAAGUAAUUGCAUUUAUAUUCCGUGCAUUAAGCUCCAAACAGUCAUAAUGGUGUGCGUGCCUUGCUUCAUCAUUCCCGUACUGCUCUACAUUUGGCACAGAUUUUUCCAGCCCAUUGUGAUACCAAUUAUACAACGUUACUGGAAUCCUUGGGAGAAAAAGGACGCCCAAGGCAAUGUUAUUAAAAAUGGACCGGAAUUUCCAUUUGAAUGCAAAGGUGGAAGCUGCCCGUACGUAGCACCUAAAAACAAAACUGUUGCCAACGGUGGAAGUGAAAAAUCAGCUGCUAUCAAUGACCCUGAUGGAAGCGCUGAAGUGGUUACUGCAGCGGAUACAAAGAAAGACAAUUGAAGCUGAUUUUAAAUAAAUAUCAUUAUAGCAUAAGUAUAGUGAAAUUUGUACAUACAAAGCUGUGACUGCUUAUUUAAAGGAGGUAAUCGUUGCCGCAGCUAUCGUAUGAAAUUCAUAAACUUGGAGUUCGGUAUAAGAAAACUGAAAAGUUUUAGCUAGCUAUGGGAUGAGUGCAAAGGUGGAUGAUAGCGCAAAUUAAACGCUUCUAUAUGUGUAUUUUUAAGAGUUUCAAUUUCUGAAACUUUCAUAGAUAGUUUAAAACAAUGUAGCUGGACAGUAGCAAUUUUUGAUUAUAAAUAAAGAUAGUGACAUAAUAAAACGUUUUUUGUCAUUUACACUUGUA